This is a messenger RNA of Pseudozyma hubeiensis SY62, 1506 nucleotides long. RefSeq lists its product as hypothetical. The transcript has a single exon. NCBI's taxonomy places the organism in Eukaryota, Fungi, Basidiomycota, Ustilaginomycetes, Ustilaginales, Ustilaginaceae. Gene Ontology annotation, molecular function: succinate-semialdehyde dehydrogenase (NAD+) activity. The coding region runs from base 1 to 1506 and encodes 501 amino acids. The record is from RefSeq and is a predicted model, not a curated record.
AUGUCUGCCACCAACGGCCACACGUCCGAAGGGUCCCGUCUCAAAGACCCAUCGCUCUUCAACACGAAGAUCGUUGUCGGCUCGCGACGACUCGACUCGCACUCCAACAAAACCUUCGACGUCGUCUACCCGGGCGACGGCAAAACAGUCAUCGCCACCAUCCCCGAGUGCAACGCUCAAGACGUCAACGAUGCCGUCGCCUCCUGCCGCGAAACCUUCGCCACUUUCUCGCAGACCACCGCCCGUCAGCGUUCCGACAUGCUUCGCAAGCUCAACGACCUCACCCUCGCCAACAUCGACGACCUCGCCACGCUCAUCGUGCGCGAGAACGGAAAGACGCGGGCGGAGGCGGUUGCCGAGGUCAAGUAUGCGUCGAGCUUCCUGGCGUGGUUUGCGAACAUGGCCGAAAUCGGUGCUCAGGGGGAGACGAUCGCAGCUGCCAACCCGAACAUGCGGAUCCACACAAUGAGGCAGCCGAUUGGAGUGGUGGCGUGUCUGCUACCGUGGAACCUGCCGCUCGCGAUGGCGACGAGGAAGAUCGGACCGGCACUAGCAGCGGGAUGCACGUGCAUCGUCAAACCUGCCGGAGAGACUCCCCUGUCGACCCUGGCGUUUGCGGAGCUCGUCAAGAGAGCAGGUUAUCCAGAUGGCUGCGUCAACGUCGUCACCACCCUGGACAACGUCGCUGAAGUCGGCAAAGCGAUCUGCGAACACAAACACGUUCGCAAGGUUUCCUUGACCGGUUCCACGCGCGUUGGAAAAUUGAUCGCCAGUCAAUCCGCGGGGACGUUGAAGAAGCUGAGCAUGGAGUUGGGUGGAAACUCGCCCGUGAUCGUUAUGAACGAUGCCAAUCUGGACAAAGCGAUCGAAGGGGUGUUGAUGGCCAAGCUGCGUACUUCGGGACAGACGUGUGUUGCUGCCAACAGGAUCCUCGUGCAGAACGGAAUCCACGACAAGUUUCUUGCGGCGUUGAAGGAGAAGAUCGCCACGUACAAGCAGGGCGAUGGAGAAGACGACUCGGUCAAGCUCGGUCCCCUGAUCACGGCAAGAGCGGUGGAGAAGUGUCGUGCUCACGUCGAAGACGCCCUCUCGCACGGCGCCACUCUCGCCUACGGUCCCUCUCCACCCCCCACGCCUUCCUCCGGUGGAUUCUUCUACCCCCCGACCAUCCUUACCAACCUCACCUCCUCCAUGCUCAUCUCUUCCGAGGAGACUUUCGGCCCCGUAGUGGCCAUCCGUCGCUUCGAGACGGAAGAAGAAGCGCUCGAAAUCGCCAACGAUUCCGACGUCGGUCUAGGUGCAUACUUAUUCACGACCGACCUCCGAAUUGCCGCCAGGAUGACCGCAAAGAUCGAGACAGGCAUGGUCGGUGUCAAUACAGGCAUGUUGAGCGCAUGCGAGAGUCCAUUCGGCGGCGUCAAGGAAUCCGGCUUCGGUAGAGAGGGCAGCAAGUGGGGUAUGGAAGAGUAUCAGAUCAUCAAGGCUGUCACCACAGAUAUCUCAUAA